GCUUUUCAUGAAACCUUUUUUCCCCCUUUUCUUUUCCCUGGAUAACUUAGGUUGGGGUUCACAAAUACCCUUUUCUAGGUUUGUAUUGAAUACUAAGUUGUGUAACUGUUUCUUAUGCGUUUUGUAUCUUUUUUCUUUUUUUGGAGAGUUUGACAUCUGUUAUUUGCUUUCUUGCUCUCCUUUCAGUUGAUACUGACAAGGUCUUACAGUUAAAUGUCCCAUCAAAUAGCAAAGAACUAAGUACUGAAGUUAAAAAAGAUUUGGCUGCUGAAGCGCAUCCAAGCUCAUACACAUCAUUAGCAAAAGAUGAUUUGAAGAAUAGUGAUUCUUCCUCGAAAACUAGGGGAAAUGAUGGUGUUACAAGCAGCUUGAACAUGUCUAUAUCAUCAAAGCCUUGCAGUGUGGAUACUGGAAAGAGUGACAGUGCAACAUCAAGCUCAAAGAAUAAGCCUCAGAAAAGUGUACAACCUCCUCGAAUAAAAGAUAACUUCAACCAGCUAAAUCUUGCAAUUGUUGGCCAUGUGGAUUCUGGGAAGUCAACGCUGUCAGGAAGGUUGCUACAUCUUUUGGGGCGGAUAUCCCAGAAAGAAAUGCACAAAUAUGAAAAAGAGGCCAAGCUACAAGGAAAAGGGUCGUUUGCUUACGCUUGGGCAUUGGAUGAGAGUGCUGAAGAAAGAGAGAGGGGAAUAACUAUGACAGUGGGCGUUGCCUACUUCAACACAAAAUGUUACCGUGUUGUUCUGCUUGAUUCCCCAGGUCACAGGGACUUUGUCCCAAAUAUGAUAUCAGGGGCAACACAAGCAGAUGCAGCAAUUCUUGUAAUUGAUGCUUCAGUAGGUGCAUUUGAAGCAGGUAUUGAUGCUACUGGAGGUCAGACGAGGGAGCAUGCACAACUUAUCAAAAGCUUUGGGGUGGAUCAGAUUAUAAUUGCUGUUAACAAAAUGGANCGAGACAAGACUUUCAAAACUUGCAGGUUCCAAGGUCCUUGCCUAUUGGAUGCAAUAGACUCUCUCCAACUUCCUCAAAGAGAUUACUCGAAGCCAUUCUUAUUGCCGAUUUGUGAUGUUGUAAGGGCACAGUCUCAGGGACAAGUGUCAAUAUGCGGUAAGUUGGAGAGGGGAGCUCUUCAAACUGGGAAUAAGGUUUUAGUUAUGCCAUCGAGAGAAAUGGCAACAGUGCGUUCUUUGGAAUGUGAUUCUCAGGUUUGUAACAGUGCAAAAGCAGGAGACAGUGUCACUAUCAACCUACAAGGUAUUGAUGCAAAUCACGUGAUGGAGGGGGGUGUCUUGUGCCACCCUGAAUUUCCUGUUCCAGUUGCAAAUCAUUUGGAACUGAAGGUUCUCAUCCUGGACAAUUCCAUUCCAAUUUUAAUUGGCUCUCAGUUGGAAUUUCUUGUACACCAUGCUAAGGAGGCUGCAAGAGUUGUGAGGAUUUUGUCAUUGCUUGAUCCAAAGACCGGAAAGGAGACCAAGAAAUCACCUCGAUGUCUUCUGGCAAAGCAGAAUGCUAUCAUUGAGGUCGUUUUGCAAGGGAUGGUUUGCAUCGACGAGCAUUCUAAUUGUAAAGCUCUCGGAAGGGUGUCCCUCAGGUCAUCUGGAAGAACCGUUGCUCUUGGUCUGGUGACUAGAAUUAUAGGGAAGAAGGAAUAAAGAAACUUCCAAUACCAGAAUGAGAGCUUGUAAAGUGACGGGUACCUCCUUUUUCUCUUUGGGGCUGGUCAAUCUUUACAUGUACAUUACAGUUAUUCUGAUAGGAUUCCUUUUCUUGAUAUUUAGUUUCUUUCUUAAUGUAUUUAUUUAUGUAUAAUUUACUCGGAAAAUUGUAAACGCAGUGCUUGUGAAAGGGACAACUUUGAUUCUUUCUUU
Messenger RNA from Nicotiana tabacum (common tobacco), 1865 nucleotides. The record is from RefSeq and is a predicted model, not a curated record. Lineage: Eukaryota; Viridiplantae; Streptophyta; Magnoliopsida; Solanales; Solanaceae.